Entelurus aequoreus (snake pipefish) is the source of this 3246-nucleotide messenger RNA. RefSeq names its product alpha/beta hydrolase domain-containing protein 17B. The transcript has 4 exons. The coding region runs from base 289 to 1155 and encodes 288 amino acids. Lineage: Eukaryota; Metazoa; Chordata; Actinopteri; Syngnathiformes; Syngnathidae. Gene Ontology annotation, biological process: protein depalmitoylation. Gene Ontology annotation, cellular component: endosome membrane; plasma membrane. The record is from RefSeq and is a predicted model, not a curated record. Gene Ontology annotation, molecular function: palmitoyl-(protein) hydrolase activity.
AGCCAAAGUCAUUGGCUAACACCCCCGUGCCAGCCUCGACAUCAUGUAGUUGAGGCAACGGAGCGGAGGACGGAAAGGGAAAGCAGCAAAGCAGCAAAGCGUCAGUUUCGGAAGCCGCCUCGAAGUGGAGGACGGAUUUUCGCGGUGAGCUCCGCCGCCACACGACGGGACGCAAGGCGAAUAACAACCAGGAGAUUAACCGUCUCGGUUUGUCGUCGAGAACAUCAAUUUCCUGGCCGGGUGAGACGACCACAACACGGUGUCGCCUCCAGACAAGCAACGUCCAGGAUGAACCACUUAUCCUUCAGCGAGCUUUGUUGCCUCUUCUGUUGUCCGCCGUGCCCCAGCAAGAUAACGGCCAAACUAGCCUUCCUGCCCCCCGAGCCCACCUACAGCCUCAUGUGUGACGAGAGCGGCAGCCACUGGUCCCUGCAUCUCUCCGAGCGCGCCGACUGGCAGUACUCGUCCCGAGAGAAGGAGGCCAUCGAGUGCUUCAUGACGCGCACCUCUAAGGGCAACCGCAUCGCGUGCAUGUUUGUGCGCUGCUCGCCCAACGCCCGCUACACACUCUUAUUCUCCCAUGGAAAUGCAGUGGAUUUGGGCCAGAUGAGCAGCUUCUACAUCGGCCUGGGUUCUCGGAUCAACUGCAACGUGUUCUCCUACGACUACUCUGGUUAUGGCGCCAGUUCGGGGAAACCCUCAGAGAAGAACCUGUAUGCUGAUGUCGAUGCUGCCUGGCAGGCGCUGCGCUCACGGUACGGUAUCCGUCCAGAGAACGUCAUCGUGUAUGGCCAGAGUAUUGGAACGGUGCCUUCUGUGGACCUGGCCUCUCGCUAUGAGAGUGCCGCAGUGAUCCUGCACUCGCCGCUCACCUCCGGCAUGAGGGUGGCCUUCCCUGACACCAAGAAGACUUACUGCUUUGACGCCUUCCCCAACAUCGACAAGAUUUCCAAGGUGACGUCGCCAGUCCUGGUCAUCCACGGCACGGACGACGAGGUCAUUGACUUCUCCCACGGCCUGGCGCUGUACGAGCGCUGCCAGCGCCCCGUGGAGCCGCUGUGGGUAGAAGGGGCCGGGCACAACGACGUGGAAUUGUAUGGACAGUACCUGGAACGGCUCAAGCAGUUUGUGGCGCACGAGCUGGUCAACCUGUAGUGAAGCCGAGUAACCGAAGCUGUGGAGAAAACACCGGUGGUACAUGUUUUGGUUUAUCGUUACCUUGCUCUUUUUCUUGUCGUGUGGGAUACAGGUGCUGUUUUUCUCCUUUUUUUUUGGAAGUUUUGGUGGUAGAAUUGAUCAUAAGCCACCUGUCCAGUUCAGGCCAGCCCCGGAGCCUAACCGUACCGUCCACUCCUCAGCUGUGAACUUGAAACACUAACUUCUACUUUUGUUUGUUUUUGAACAUCUUGCACAAUUGCACAAUGCUCAAGCGAGCGCCUCGCGUGUGAACCGCCUGUGUACGUGUGCAUACGUCACAUUUUUGCUGCCUUUUUGCAAACCAUGCUCCUCAGUUCCGAAAGGACACCUCUGAGGUUCUUGGUACUGGACUUGGACUCCAAUAGUGUAAUUAUUAUUUUUGUAUUAUUAUUACAGUACGUUUGUAUAUAUUAUACAUGAUAUUUGCACAUAUCAGCUGUCACUGAAGACGUGUGUGAGACAAAAGGGUGUUGCCAAAUGUUUAGUAUAAUAUAUCGCAAAGAACUCCUUCCUGUCUUUUUUUUUUCCUCACUCUUGCAAGUUCUCCAUGAAAUAUUACUGUAAGAUCAGCUUCACUAUGCAGCAGUUUCUCAGAUGAACAAUUCCCAGAUCCUGCUUUUCUUUGGGUUGUAGAAUGUUGAAUCCAUAUAUAAGUCAGGGCUGUCCGAACUACGGCCCGCAAGAUGUCCUUAGUUUAGUAAAGAAUCUGGCCCGUGGGGUGUUUUCAAAUGUGUUUAAAAAAAUAUGAAUUGGGUCAUAUAUAUUUUAAUGACCCAAACAACCUCCCUUAGUCAUGGCGCAAAAAAAAUGUGACCAACACCAAAAGUCAACACACUUAUCACAACCUGCUCGCUGAACUUUGUGGAUGUUAUAAAAAAUGACCAAGCACUAUACAUAAUUCAAAAUUAUGCCCAGUGCAUGAUGGGAAAAAUGCAAAACGCUCUCUCCACACUUCAUUUGACUUUGUUGUAGGUAAUUGAGAUUAAAAUCUCUUUUGCACACUUAUCAAUGUUAGGCCCAUUUUAGCUUUUUGACAUUUUUGAUUGAUUACAAAACUUUAAGAAGGUCGUCACAGAAGUAAACACGGUAGAAGUCCAACUUUCACAUAUUCUUCGUAUCUGAUUAUAUGAAAUAUAUAUCCAUUAUAUUAAUAUUGUGUGUGUGUGUGUGUGUGUGUGUGUGUGUGUGUGUGUGUGUGUGUGUGUGUGUGUGUGUGUGUGUGUGUGUGUGUGUGUGUGUGUGUGUGUGUGUGUGUGUGUGUGUGUGUGUGUGUGUGUGUGUGUGUGUGUGUGUGUGUGUGUGUGUGUGUGUGUGUGUGUGUGUGUGUGUGCACCUGCAGUCAUCUUUCGGCCCCCGGCCAAACUUUUUUUUUUUUUUUAGCCCAAUGUGGCCGCCAAGUCCAAAGGUUUGGACCCCCCUGCUAUGAAUAUUAAAGAUAUUGCUUGUAUUUACUUUGUCUUUUUAUAUAAUGAAGUAUAUGUACCACUAAUGCCAAUCAGGACCUGAUUUGGUGCCUGGAGUAGAUUUUCCGUUCAGGAAGUUUGUCUUUUGCAUAUCUAAAAACCGAUUAAAUCAACUCCACAGUGCGUACAAACUCAACAUAAAUACUGUAUGCCUCUUUUUUUUUCUUUCUCUUUGUGCCUGCAUGCCAUUUUUGCUGCCAUUGUUUCAUGUUGGCUUGCCCUUUAAUGGUGAGCGAGACAAAACGUCAUACAGUUGUAUUUCAAUGCACUAGUGAUGACAUUUACUCUCAGAGCGCCGAUAAACAGAGGUCAAAGGUCAUGGCUAGUCCCUCAUUGUUUCCCAGUCUGCAAACGUUGUGCUACUGUAACUUAAUAGCACACGUUUGUUUCUGGACUUUGUAAAUACUACAUUGUUUUCCUUCUACAACCUUUUUGCCGUCAUCUCUGUAACACUUAUUUAAUACUUGAUCUUCAUACGAGUCAUCUCUGAUUCCGUGUUUUUUAUACUGCAUAUUUCUAGACAGCUGGGACUUGAAAUGUAAUAUUAAAAACUGCAGUAACUCCGAUGUGGAUCGAAAAAAUAAAG